GCCGCGAUGCCCGAAAAAAGGGCAUUAUGGCCCAGAUAAAUACCCUUACAUGCUUCAGCGUGAAUCAAACUGGACUGCUUCAACGCACCCUAGCCAUGACAAAGCUGUCUUUCAGCAAUCAAGUAGUCUGGCAGUAGAUUCAACUAGAAACCGACCAGCUAUGUCGCAGCAUUGUUCAGGAGAAACACCAUUGGAUUUAAGUGGACACAAGCAGACAUAUCCUUCUUCCUCUGCAAGUUUUGCCCCACCUGACAGAAUGCGCACUGAUCUAUACCAGAAGAACGUUGCCUUUCAACCAAGAGCGGUUCAGAAUGAAUGGCAGCAGUCUCGUCGUGAUGUUUGGGAGGAAAGAGACAGGGACAGGCAGACUCCUUCUACCUCUGAAACAUGGACCCCACCUGACAGAAUGCAAAGUGAACUUAACUGGAGGGAACACACUGCUCAAGCAACAGGAAUUACCCAAGGAGAGCAGUCUCAAGUUUGGCAGGGAAGAAACAGGCAGACACCUUCCGCCUCUGCAUCUUGUGCUCCACCUGACAGAAUGCGCACUGAUCUAUACCAGAAGAACGUUGCCUUUCAACCAAGAGCGGUUCAGAAUGAAUGGCAGCAGUCUCGUCGUGAUGUUUGGGAGGAAAGAGACAGGGACAGGCAGACUCCUUCUACCUCUGAAACAUGGGCCCCACCUGACAAAAUGCAAAGUGAUCUUGACUGGAGGGAACACACUGCUCAAGCAACAGGAAUUACCCAAGGAGAGCAGUCUCAAGGGUGGCAGGGAAGAAACAGGCAGACACCUUCCGCUUCUGCAUCUUGUGCUCCACCUGACAGAAUGCGCACUGAUCUAUACCAGAAGAACGUUGCCUUUCAACCAAGAGCGGUUCAGAAUGAAUGGCAGCAGUCUCAUCGUGAUGUUUGGGAGGAAAGAGACAGGGACAGGCAGACUCCUUCUACCUCUGAAACAUGGGCCCCACCUGACAGAAUGCAAAGUGAACUUAACUGGAGGGAACACACUGCUCAAGUAACAGGAAUUACCCAAGGAGAGCAGUCUCAAGGGUGGCAGGGAAGAAACAGGCAGACACCUUCCGCCUCUGCAUCUUGUGGUCCACCUGACAGAAUGCGCACUGAUCUAUACCAGAAGAACGUUGCCUUUCAACCAAGAGCGGUUCAGAAUGAAUGGCAGCAGUCUCGUCGUGAUGUUUGGGAGGAAAGAGACAGGGACAGGCAGACUCCUUCUGCCUCUGAAACAUGGGCCCCACCUGACAAAAUGCAAAGUGAACUUGACUGGAGGGAACACACUGCUCAAGCAACAGGAAUUACCCAAGGAGAGCAGUCUCAAGGGUGGCAGGGAAGAAACAGGCAGACACCUUCCGCCUCUGCAUCUUGUGGUCCACCUGACAGAAUGCGCACUGCUUUAAAGGAACGGGACUUAUCUCAAUUGGGAAGUCUGUCAAAUGGAGAUGAGGUGCUGAGUGAUAGAGAAAUGAAAGAUGAAGGAGUUGAUUAUUGGCUUCGUAAGCCUGAGGGCCACCCAGGUGCAGGUGUUGAUCAUUUUGCUGAGGGUGGAGGUUAUAAAUAUAUGGAUGACAAUGGUGAUGGUGAUAUCAUUGAACACAAUGAUAAUAAUGAACAUGAUGAACCCGUAGAUAAUAAUGAUAAACACGUAGAAAAGAAAGAUGAAUGUGAAGAAGAUGAAAAUAAUAAUGAUGAUCAUAAGAGUUUGAAUGAUGAUGAUUAUGAAGAUGUGGAUGAGAGGGUGACUGUUAUCCAAGGUAGUAGCUCCAACUUUGGAGCUAUUUACCUUCCAAAAGUCAACAAGCCUAAUGAUGUAGAUGCAGGGAAGUUACAGGAUAUUCAGAAGCCUGCUGAAGUGAAACCAAAGAAGCAGAAGGGCAAGACUCAAGGUAGGCAGAAAUCAAAUCUUGAUGGUCUGACGGAGAAGGCCACCAAGUACUUUAAUGCCAAAAAAAUACAGUGUGAGUCUGUAGAAACCCCAGCUUCUCCAAAGAAAGCUCACCCAAGGAAUACCUCUGUAAGGAAGGCCCCUGCAAGGAAGGCAUCUGCAGCAGUUGAGAAGAAUGCUCCAAAGCAAAAGAACCCUCCCAAAUACAAGCGAAUAAUUGCUGAAGGAUCUUCUACAGACGGAUCAGAGUCCUCUGAUGAAGUUUGUUCUCUUGUGGAAGUAAUAGAGGAGGAAAUAAAGUCUGGAACUGUUAAUGAAGCUGGAACUGCUAAGGAAUCUGACACUACUGCAGAGGUGUUAUCGAAGGGGACAAGGGGAGUGAAACUUAGUUCUGUUCAAUUAGAUAUUCUUUGGAAAUUAGACUCUGAGCUAGCUCACAAACACCUUGGUCUCCCCUCAAGAACUUGCUCUGCUGAGCCUAACAAAAAUUGGGGUGAACCGAUGGACAAUGACGAAUUCCAAACAUUUAUACAGCUAGUGAAAAGAAUGUGGAUGAGAGCUUCAUUGUGCUUCGAAGCGUACCUGGAUGAACAUCUUAGAUGUUGGGGUCUCAGGGUCAACAAGCACCAUGAAGGAAAAUUAAGUAUUUCAAUGUCAUCUGUAAUGAAAGAGAUGGGAUGGCUUGCCUGUGCCCCCACAAACGAAAUGUGUCCCACCAGCCACAGGUACCUAAGAUCUCCCACAUCAAGCAACAGUUAUCUUGGUGGUCCCAUCUCUUUGUCUAAUUGGGCGCCUACAAAGGAUUGUACAGUCAGAUGUACUGCACACAUUAACUGUGAUGAAUCAGGAAAAUAUCACCUUUUGACAGUGCGUCCACUUGAACCACAAACCCCUAUCCUGUGGAACUAUGGAUUCAACCGUGCAAAAUCAUUCCCAUGUAUGCAUCCGACUUCAGCGUGGAAGCUGACUGAAUGCUGUAACUACGAUGAAGAGGCUACAACUGAGGACCCGGUCUCUUUCUAGUGCACUAUUACAUUGUAAAACUUAAUCAUAAGUUGAUUUUACUUCUGCUUCAUCUUAACUAAGUGCUUGUAAAUUAUUUAAAUGUCACAUUGCAAUUAAACAGUUGUCACAUCA
This is a messenger RNA of Thrips palmi, 3034 nucleotides long. RefSeq lists its product as uncharacterized. The transcript is spliced from 20 exons. Bases 50 to 2920 code for a protein of 956 amino acids. NCBI's taxonomy places the organism in Eukaryota, Metazoa, Arthropoda, Insecta, Thysanoptera, Thripidae. The record is from RefSeq and is a predicted model, not a curated record.